Molecule: messenger RNA, 2121 nt
Organism: Phyllopteryx taeniolatus (common seadragon)
Lineage: Eukaryota; Metazoa; Chordata; Actinopteri; Syngnathiformes; Syngnathidae
Gene: gata5
Product: GATA binding protein 5
Exons: 7
Coding region: 243-1430 (395 amino acids)
Biological process (GO): negative regulation of transcription by RNA polymerase II; cardiac muscle tissue development; positive regulation of transcription by RNA polymerase II
Cellular component (GO): nucleus
Molecular function (GO): DNA-binding transcription factor activity, RNA polymerase II-specific; zinc ion binding; RNA polymerase II cis-regulatory region sequence-specific DNA binding
Source: RefSeq, a predicted model, not a curated record
UGUAAUUCUUGGACUGGGACUUACUCGGAAGGACGAGUGCCUUGAAACGCAGGCGCGCUUUGGAGUUCGGCUGCUCCCGCUCUCCUCCUUCCUUGCACGAGGUUUGGCCGCAGGGUGCUCGGUCUCCUCCGGGUGACGUUCGGAAGGCUCCAGGACUCGACUGGACUGGACUCAUUGUUUUUUUUUUGUUUUUUUUAUCACCUGCUCGGCCUUAUCUGCAAGUUGUGAAAGAGGAGAGGAAAAUGUAUCAGAGCCUGACCUUGUCGUCCAACCAGUCCCCUUACACGCACGACACCGGGAAUUACUUGCACCCCUCGGCCAGCUCCCCCGUCUACGUCCCGACCAGCAGAGUCCCGGGCAUGCUGCCCACGCUGCCCUACCUGCAGACGUGCGAGCCGCCUCACCAGUCCCACGGCCUCGGCGCCCACCACCACCACCACCACCACCAUCACCCCCACCACGGCUGGCCGCAGGGCGCCGCGGACGGCUCUUCUUUCGCGGCCAGCAGCCCUCACCCUCCGCACGGCUUCUCCUACUCGCACAGCCCGCCGCUGAGCACCAACACCGGCCGGGAGGCCGCCUACCAGAGCCCGCUCGUGCUCGGCAACGGCGGCCGGGCGGACCAGCUCGGCGGGGCCCUGGUGCGCCCCGCGGGGGGCUCUUACACCGGGCCGUACGCUUACAUGAGCCCGGAGAUGGCGACCUCCUCCUGGACGCCAGGACCCCUCGAGAGCGGAGUGAUGAGCCUGCAGGGCCGCCAAGGAGGCAUGUCCGCGCGGCGCUGCAGUCUGGAUCUGGUGGAGGACAUGGCCACGGAGGGCAGGGAGUGCGUCAACUGCGGCUCCAUCUCCACGCCGCUGUGGCGCAGAGACGGCACGGGGCACUACCUGUGCAACGCCUGCGGCCUCUACCACAAGAUGAACGGCAUCAACAGGCCGCUCAUCAAACCUCAGAAACGGCUGCACACCACAUCUCGCCGAGCCGGCCUGUGCUGCACCAACUGUCACACGAGCACCACGACGCUGUGGAGGCGUAACGCUGAGGGAGAGCCAGUGUGCAACGCCUGCGGCCUCUACAUGAAACUGCACGGGGUGCCCCGACCUCUGGCCAUGAAGAAAGAGAGUAUACAGACAAGGAAGCGCAAACCCAAAAUGCCCAAGAACAAAUUACUCACAGGAGGACGUACGACCUCUGACAGCGGCUCGCCAUCGUCGCUGUCUGCAUCCGAGCAUGCGUCCACCAUCAAGAGUGAACCCAGCAUGACCCCUUCACCCUACGCCGGGCAGACUGUCACGUCCGCCUCCCAGACGGCUACCCAGUUGAACGCCACAGUAUCCGCGGCACACAUGGACAUUAAAUAUGAGGAUUAUGUCUUUACGCCAACAUCCAUGGCCCCACAGAACUCCUGGUGCGCUCUUUCUCAAGCAUGAGUCCUAAAACCCAAUCACCCAGUUUCCAAGUCUUACCGGCCGCGACGGUUGACGUGUGGCCGAGAGCACGUAAUCCGUCGGCGAUGCAUUACCGGCCCUGCAACUUAAAGACUCGCAUGAGAGUCAACCGACCUACGGGAUGCAAGAUGCAGGGUACCUGGACCUCACCUACAACUACCUAUUAUCAAGCAAGCAAACGCACCAAUGCAAAGACAAUCAUAUGAAUUGGAAAAAGAGAAAUACAUAGUUAUUCAUUUUAUAGCAAUUUGUUUUGCUGUUUUUUUUUUUUAUUUUUUUUUUAACAAACACAAUGAGGGCAUGUUACUGUCACUACAGAAAUAAAAUGGAGCUAUUUUUUUGGUUUUAUGGCUGCUGAACUCAUCUCAUCACUAGCAUGUAGAUGAUUAACUUUUAUUGACGCAUUAUUUAUGUUGCGAUAAGGGCAGUUAAAAGUCAUCGUUUCACUCCGCUUGUCCGUGCUGGGCGGCCAUGUUGAGUGACCUCCAUUAAGUGAGCAAUUGGUUUGCGAGGUAUAUGAGGGUGAGAAAUUGGAUAUCAUUUUCAUUUCAUUUUCAGGUGUUGUGACUACAUAUUAGAGUUUUGUCCAAAUGAUUGACGGCACAAGUGCAAUGGAUCCAUUUCUUAAAAAAAAAAAAAAAACUGGCCAAAAGAGUGAAAUAAUUAUAAACAU